GAAACUGCAAACGUACUCAAGGAAUACCAACGGCUACUGGAAAGCGACAUGCAUAUUAUCAACCUACCUGCCGACCCGAAGAUGGAGUGUACACAGGAAGAACAGGCCACAGUCAAUGAACUGAUUACAAUGAUCGACAAAAUCCGUGAUGGUAUCCAACAGUUCUACUCACUCGAUGGAAGACGCUGUCAGGAGGAGGAGGACGAGGAGGAGAUAAUAAAUCUGUGGCCACCUUUCUCUUUUGCAGACGACGCUAGGGGAGUUUUCCCGCCAGAUAACUUCCGAAACAACAGUGGCAGCGGCGACUAUGGCGGAACCAUCCGAAGCACGGAAACCCUUGUCUGCAACAACGAUGCCUAUCCAGGCGAUGAAUCCUGCUCCAAGUGGGUCACCUGA
Molecule: messenger RNA, 396 nt
Organism: Dibothriocephalus latus
Lineage: Eukaryota; Metazoa; Platyhelminthes; Cestoda; Diphyllobothriidea; Diphyllobothriidae
Source: the annotation of a GenBank genome assembly